CCCGUCCUCCUCCGCGUGAGCCGCGGCGCGAAGUGCGUGCUCGGCGUCCUUGCAGCUCUUCGAUGGCUAUCCUGUUUUUCGAAGAUGACGAGGCCAGCCGUCAUUUCUUCCUGCCUUUGGUCCGUCAGGCAGUCGGUUGGGACCUGUUGCUACCUUCGUUAUUUUCUGCAAUACAGUGGAUACAGUUUGUUAUGGCUACUCUGAGUGUUAUAGGUUCAAGUUCACUUAUUGCCUAUGCUGUAUUCCAGAGCAUACAGAAAUCUCCAGAGAUAAGGCCACUCGUUUAUCUGAGCUUCUCUGACCUCCUGCUGGGGAUGUACUGGCUCAUUGAGGCACUUCUCUAUGGAACUUCAGCAGCCAAUAAGGACAUUGUCUGCUAUAACUUGCAAGCAGUUGGACAGAUAUUCUACAUUUCCUCAUUUUUCUACACUGUCAAUUACAUCUGGUACCUGUACAAAGAGCUGAGGAUGAAACCCCACCAGAGUGGACAGAGCACAGUUCCACUGGUUAUAGGUUAUACCUGUCGAGUUAGUCAAACAGCCAUCAUUUUGUCAAGCCUGAUACCUCUACUAUUGAUGAUACCUGUAUUCUGUUUGGGCAAUGCCAGUGAAUGUUUCCGCAACUUCAGCCAGAGCCACAGGUGUAUCCUGAUGUACUCACCACCAACAGCCAUGGCUAAAGUCCUGCCUUCUGCCAACACAUCAGUCUGUAGCACACUUUAUUUUUAUGGGCUUAUCAUUUUCCUGGCCAGCUUUCUACUCAGCCUCCUCACCAUUGUGGUCUUACUCAUUCAAGCCCAGACACUUUAUAAGAAGUUUCUGAAAUCGACUGGCUUUCUGGGGAGUGAACAGUGGGCAGUGAUUCACAUUGUGGAGCAGCGAGUACGCUUCUACCCAGUGGCCUUCUUUUGCUGCUGGGGCCCAGCUGUCAUUCUGAUGAUCAUAAAGAUGACUAAGCCACAGGACACCAAACUUCACAUGGCCCUCUAUGUUCUCCAGAUGAAGAAACUGAAACCAAAAGAGGAGAAAUUACUCAGUGAAGAACAAGCAAUAGGAAUAGGAAUACCAGAACAACGUCCAAGUCCCAGGCAGCUAAGCCUCUGACACAGCUCUACCUGCCUCGGAAACUGGGUCCUCAGAGGCUUCAACCCAAGCCCCUCCUGAAUUGCGGGACAAAAGCAGUGUCCACCUGAGAAAGGCAGCCCAGGGAGCCUGCCACUGUGGCCACACGCUCCUCACACCACAGCUGUGCGCUGCUCUGAGUGAAGCCUGGAAAAUGAGGUGUCUCAGGUACUCUCAGCCAUGUCUUGGCAUCAUACUAGUAGACAUUUAUAGAUGACAUGACCCAUGCUGUAGAACAUACUUAUAAAAUUAUAGAGGUGAAAAGAAAUCUUAAAAAAUAGUUCACAUGAGGAAACUGAUACUACAGAGAUCUUGUCAUCUCUAAGGUCAUCUGUCAAGAGUGAAACUAAGUGUACCAACCAACAUCAUACAGCUGAAUGGUGGUGGAGUCACAGCAAGUCACCUGGCCUACUGCCUCUUUUUCUUUUUCUUUUUAAUUAAGGUUGAUGUAUUUAUUUAACUUUUGAAAAUUUAACUACAUCUUUUUACAUUAUUUUUAUUUAAAAAAUUAUUUGCAAAUGUAGCAGUCAGUGUUCACUUAGUUGCCAAUAUAAAGAUGAUAACUAGACCAACAUAUAUACACAUUCAAAAGUAAUAUGAACUUAUUUCACUAUAUUACUCAUCUGUGGAGUGUAAAUUUUAUGAAUGCCGUGCUAAUUCACAAACACCACUAGAUUCACAACAUGGAACAGGAAGAGGAGAAAAAAAUAGUACUGGGAAAUAAUAUAUCACACAAGAAUCCAUUGUAUUCAUGAUGAGAAGACCGUAUCAAGUAAAUUAAUAUCUCUGUUAGCUAAGUGCUUCUACCACUCAAUUCCUGCCUGCAUUGGGAAGCAGGAAGCAGUUUCUGACUGACUAUAAUCAGCACAGCCCUCACUUCCAACCUUCACUAUAUAAGGGCACAGCUGCCUACAGUUUUGCAAGUAGAUCAAGAUGGUGUGGAGCAGUUCUUACUUGGGGACUGAACAGUGUUAAUCAUGAAAGUAGUUGUUUAGAGUUCUGGUCAUGCUGUGCCAGUGCCAGUGCAAGUGGAGGGUCCUGAGUGCCACAGAAGCCUGUGUGUUCUUCGGUAUGUAUGCCUGCAUGUGUGCACACACAUGCAUUAGGAAUAUGUGGGGCCCUCUAAAGGUGUGGGACCAGGAAGAGCUGGCCUGCCUUUCUCCCUCUCUACCAUCUAUAUCACCUGGAGUCCCCAAGCAGCAUCAUUUUUUUCUGAUCUACUCAGUGACUCCAGGACCUCUAGGACCUGUUUCAAGAGGCCCUAAACCUCUUAUACUUUAGAACAGAGAAGCUUGAUGUGUAGGCUACUGAUUAAGAACUGUGAAGUACCAGGUAACACUUGGGAGCACUUGCUGUGUGUACUAGACACUGUUCUAAGUUGGGUAUUUUAUGGGGUUAGAAAGAAUGGCACCAUAAAUGGACAAAUAAUAUUCUCUGAAAUGGCCUCCACCUCAAAAAAGCAAGACAAACAUAUCUUUUAAAUGUUAUCAGUGGACUGUACAGCUAGCCAAAUAAAUAACCUCCAGGUGAUCACAGCCUUUGGUUCCUGCUGCAAAACCUAAACUAGUAUGAAUCUUAUUUCAUCAGACAAAUACUUGAAUUCCACUCUUCUGCAUAUGUGGCUGCUUUCAGCCUCUUCGGCAGCAAUAUUAAGGGAUAAGAAUGGAAUUUGCCACCUUCCCAGAGGGCCACAAACACCUCAUAGGAGAAGAGGGGCUACACCCAAGGGGUAAAGAUUAGUAUCGCCUCUCCUACCUUGUUAUAAGUGUAGGGUGUUGGCGAGGUAGGUAUGAUGCCAGAUUUCUCCUUCUGAUGCCUUCUCUGUGCCUCCAGUACCUGUCAGAGUUAUACCAAAGGGGACAGUUUACUGAAAAUCACACCAGCGACCUGCAGCUUGAGACAGACUGCUGCAAGGCUGAAGAGGGUAGUCACUGGCAGUCAACAAUCAACAACUGAAAAAAACUCUACAUAAAUACUUUCAAAAACCUUUUUCUCUCUUGCAAUCAGCAAUUUAUCAGUGUUUGCGUAGGUCAAGGAUAUGAAGAUUAAGUCCCUGAAGGAGAUUUAUCUCUUCUUCCUCUCGAUCUGAGGUUACUUUUACCUAGGGGAGUCCCUUAUGCCUUUGAAAGCAGUGAAAGCAGAAUGGUGCUGG
This is a messenger RNA of Balaenoptera ricei (Rice's whale), 3273 nucleotides long. It is a transcript of the gene TMEM116, whose product is annotated as transmembrane protein 116. NCBI's taxonomy places the organism in Eukaryota, Metazoa, Chordata, Mammalia, Artiodactyla, Balaenopteridae. The record is from RefSeq and is a predicted model, not a curated record. The coding region runs from base 63 to 1103 and encodes 346 amino acids. Gene Ontology annotation, cellular component: plasma membrane. The transcript has 12 exons. Gene Ontology annotation, biological process: adenylate cyclase-activating G protein-coupled receptor signaling pathway. Gene Ontology annotation, molecular function: G protein-coupled receptor activity.